CAUUGAAGCGCUCACAACAUCCACAACAACACACCCGAUUAAUAUCAUCAUCAUGAGCUUCGCUCUGCUAUCUGUCUGCUACUUUCUUUACCGGUUACACUAACGUUAAGUUACAUCUCUGGUCAAGCGUUUUAAAAGCUGACAAGAUAUAUUUUAAACCAAGAAUAAUUCGCUUCGGACAUAUUGAGGACAAUCAUCUACGGUGACAAACGCAACAGCCGGGACAUGGGGAACGUUUAGAGAUGGAGAAGCAGAUAAGUUCUGGUGAGGAGGACGGUUCUGGGGAGAAGGGUUUGCUCCACACGUGGAGGGGAUAUUCCUACAGCACCACACCAGAGAGGGUGCUGCUCUCUCGGCCUGUGCUCCAGGCUGCCCUUGGAGCAAAUCAUGGUGUUCUGCUAGUAGAGGGGGGCCAAGUCUACAGUUUUGGUGAAUUGCCUUGGAAACAGAACCAAACAUCAUCAGUAGCGACUGAGCCCGUUUUGGAGGCGGUGCUUAGCGAACAACAUGUUGUUUUUGUGGCUGCUGGCUCCGCCCACAGUGGAGUAGUAACGGAGGAUGGAGGCGUGCACAUGUGGGGAGAAAACGCUCACGGCCAGUGUGGCCUUUUGGGACUCUCUGUUAUCCCUAACCCCACCCCUGUGGGCGUGCUUGACUCUGAGUUCACCCCCCCUCAGACGGUGAAGAUCCUGGAGGUGGCAUGUGGGGACCAGCACACUCUCGCUCUUUCAUCCAAGCACGAAGUCUGGGCUUGGGGCAGCGGGUGCCAGCUGGGCCUGAACACUUCCACGUUUCCUGUCUGGAAGCCCCAGAAGGUAGAGCCCCUGGCGGGAAGGCACGUGUUGCAGGUGGCCUGUGGAACCGCUCACAGCCUGGCUGUGGUGCGAAGUUCUGAGGCUCUGGUGCCUCGAAAACCCCCUCAAGACAAGUGCGGUCAGUGCCAUCAGCUGCUGUACACUAUGACUGACAAAGAGGACCAUGUGAUCAUCUCUGAUGGCCAUCACUGUCCACUAGGUGUUGAGCUUGACAGCAGCGGGACCAAGUCUGCAUUAGAGGGCAGCCCAGAACAGGUUCAACAAGGCAAGAGCUCUCCUACAGAACCCGUUCCAUCCAUGCCCACCCAGAUUCCAAGAUCACCCACCUCCAGCACAAUCCCUGAAUCUACCCUUCUUCCUGACAGCACACCUGCCUCCGAACCCCAAAUUCAGGUUCCUGCAUCUAGCCAAGAACCUGUAGAACCAACCUUAGAAGUCUCGACUGAACAUGAAGCUCCGGUCGCAAAUGAAGAGGUUUGUGUGGAAGCCUCGGAGUCCUGCACCCUUGAGCCGGACAGCUGUCGUGCCCCAGGGGGGAAGUACUCCCCAUUCCCCGAUGAGCAGGCUGUGAAGGCCUAUCUUAAGAGACUCUCUGAUCAUGCCCUGGCAGAGCACGUCGCCAAGACCCCCAGCACACUUCAUUCUGCUCAGCUCUCCAGUGACCCUGCUGAUCCUUUCACCUCUGACCCCUUGAUCCCGGUCGCCCAGUCUGUGACUCCAAUGGGCUCUGCAUUGAACAACUUGGUGGUGUCCUGUGCCUCUGCAGUGGGGGAACGUGUAGUGUCCACAUAUGAAGCUCUCUCUCUGAGAAAAGUCAUUGGAUACUGGGCUCCAGGAGAGGGCCGUGAGCGUGUGGAGGAGAGACUCCGUCUGGAGGAGCCCAUGCAGGGGAAGAAAAGCUCCAGCCUGGGGGACAUCCGCGAGGAGGAGGCGGAGCUUAGCCGUCGCCUGUCCCUGCCUGGCCUGCUCUCUCAGGACAAUGCAGCAUUUGAGGUGACGGUGUGGGCAUCCUACUCAACAUCUGAAGUGUCUCCUCGUCUUUUGCGGCGAACGAGCCGCCCCCGUGCACGGGCCAUCCCGCUCACUCCAGGAGGCAUACCUGAGGCCGAUGCCCACCUGCCUUCUUUGCAGACAGAAGUGUGGAGCUGGGGCCGAGGCCAGGAAGGGCAGCUUGGACAUGGUGACCUCCUUCCCAGACUGCAGCCCGUCUGUGUAAAGAGUCUGAAUGGUAAAGAGGUGUUGAGAGUGGCUGCAGGUGCUCAUCACUCUCUCGCCCUGACCGCCCAAUCACAGGUGUUCUCCUGGGGAUGUAACACUUCUGGGCAGUUGGGACACAUGGAAUCACCCACCAGCUUCCCUCAUUUAGCCAAGCUGUCAGAUGGGAUUCGCGUGUGGGAUAUCGGGGCGGGGCAGCAACACACUCUCUUAUUGGCUGAUGGAGACUGUAUGCAGCCAAUCUUGUACUACAGCGGGCAGCAGGUGAAAGAAGUGGCGGAGCAAACGCAGGAGGAGGAGCAGACCGGAGAGUACACACAGCAACCAGUGCUGCUGCCCUUUUGUAUGAAUUUGGGCUAUGUAAGCAGUGUGUGUGCAGGUGGAUGGACCUGUGCGGCGCUGACGGAUCGUAAUGUAAUGGGUUUUAUUGCUAGUCUGCAUGAGCUGGCGGCUGCAGAGAGGAAAUAUUACUGCAAACUCAGCAAUAUCAAGAGUCUUCUGCUCCAGCCAUUGCUCAAACUGGAUUCGCUUAGCUCCGGCCUCGGUCAGUCCACUGCAGGGCUCCUGCAAAAUCUGAUUGGACGACUGAGUCGGCUGUCUCAGCUCACGGGUCAAAACUCGGCCUCUCUAACCACUUUCCUGCGGCGUUCACGUGACAUCCGAGGUCUUGUUAUUCUUGACGACGCACAUCUGUUCCUGGACACAUAUUCAGAGUACUGUUCUGCUGUGGGGGAUCUCUUAGUCAUGGGAGGGUUUCUAGCCCUUGUAAAACCUUGCCAUGAUGUGUUUGGCAAAGGGGCAGAGGUUGUUCAGAGGUUGUCUGAAUGUUCUGAAGAGGGUUUGCCUCUAGCGGAUGUUCUGUCUCAUCUCUUUUACCUGCCCAUAAAGCACCUGCACGAAUAUGGACGACUGCUGCUAAAACUGGCUACCUGCUAUGAGGUGAGUUCUGUGGAUUAUCAGAAGCUGCAGGAUGCCUGCUCAAAGUAUGAAUCCAUGGCUCUUCAUCUGAAGAGGAGGAGGAAGGAAGCCGAGUGCACGCUCCACUUCUGGAAGAGCUUUCCCGGGAAGAUGACCGACUCUCUCCGUAAACCAUCCCGUCGGCUGAUCUGUGAGAGCAGCAAUAAGGCUUUGACUCUUCAGAACGCGGGACGUUUUUCCGUCAACUGGUUCAUGCUGUUCAACGAUGCGCUUGUUCACGCACAGGGCAUGGUCCCCUAUAAGAGUCUUUUUUCCACUCAUCACAUCUUCCCAUUGGCUACUCUGUGGGUGGAGCCGAUUUCUGAGGAGAACACGGGCCUAUAUGGUUUAAAAGUGACUUCACCAGAAGAGACAUUCACUCUGCUGGCCUCGUCUCCAGCUGAAAAGGCGAAGUGGUUUCGGUCUAUAAACCAGGCGGUGGAGCAGGCGCUUAGCGGACUGGGGCAUGAUGGGAUACCGCCUACUACAGGGGUGACACAGAGAACAGACCCACCCAUUUCACGGACGGCAUCGUACACGUUCUACAAAGACAGUCGGCUCAAGGAGGCCACGUAUGAGGGCCGCUGGGUCUCAGGGAAACCACACGGGCGGGGCGUGGUCAAAUGGCUCGAUGGACGAAUGUACACAGGGGCUUUCAAGAAUGGCCUUGAAGAUGGAUUUGGAGAUUAUGUUGUGCCGAACAAAAACCUGAACAGCUGUGAUCAUUACCAAGGGCAAUGGAAGGAUGGCAAGAUGCACGGCUUUGGAACAUUCAGGUAUUCAUCUGGUGAAGUGUACGAGGGCUCGUUUCAAGAUAACAUGCGUCAUGGUCAUGGGAUGUUGCGUAGUGGGAAGCUGAAUUCCACCUCUCCCAGUGUCUUCAUCGGCCAGUGGCAGUACGACAAAAAAUCUGGCUAUGGAGUUUUUGAUGACAUCACCAGAGGGGAGAAGUACAUGGGCAUGUGGCUGGAUGAUCAGCGUCAGGGGAACGGAGUUGUUGUUACACAAUUCGGCCUCUACUAUGAAGGUGCUUUUAGCAACAACAAAAUGAUGGGGACUGGGGUGCUACUGUCUGAAGAUGACACCACAUUUGAAGGGGAAUUUUCAGAAGACUGGACUCUAAAUGGAAAGGGCAUGUUGACCAUGCCGAAUGGAGACUACAUCGAAGGCUCUUUUAGUGGGGUUUGGGGAACCGGACUAAAGAUGUCAGGUUCUUACUACAAACCCAGUCUCUACGACUCAGACAAGGAGAAGGCUCAUGCACUUAAACUGGGCAGGUUAGCAGUUCACUCCGAAGAGAAGUGGAAGGCCGUGUUCGUGGAGUGCUGGAACAGGCUAGGUUGUGAUCAUCCCGGACAAGGGCAAACAACUACAGCGUGGGACAACAUUGCUGUAGCGCUCACUGCUAACCUGAGACAGCAAAGAGACAGUCCAGAGUUGCUGAGUCGCUCUCAUCACAAAACGCUGGAGAGUCUUGAGUGUAUCCCUCAUCAUGUGGGUCCUGUGACUUUAGAAGUGUACCACACAAUCCGCCGGUACCUCGUCAAGGCAUGUGAUACCCCGUUGCAUCCUCUGGGUCGACUGGUGGAGACAUUGGUUUCGGUGUACCGUAUGACAUAUGUUGGUGUUGGGGCCAAUCGCAGAUUACUGCCCCAGGCCGUCAAUGAGAUCAAGUCCUAUCUCAGCCGCAUCUUCCAGCUCGUCAGAUUUCUCUUCCCUGAUCUGCCUGAGGAAGGAGGUUCAUUGGCUGACCCUCCAAAAGAGACGGGCGGCUCAGACCCUGCUGGGAAGCAGCUUGAAUCUCCUAAACCUGGGUGUGUGGUCAGCAGCUCUGCUCUCCUCCUACCGGUGCUGUUGCCACGUCUCUACCCUCCUCUCUUCACUCUCUACGCUUUAGAGAAAGAGAAGGAGGAUGAUGUGUACUGGGAGUGUGUGCUCCGACUCAACAAACAGCCAGACCUGGCGCUGCUCACCUUCCUCGGGGUGCAACAGAAGUUCUGGCCUGUGACUGUUACAGUACAUGGAGAAAAACAACAGGUUCUCUCAAGCACAAAAGACGCCUGUUUUGCCUCAGCGGUUGAGACUUUACAGCAAAUAAGCACAACUUUCACCCCCUCAGAUAAGCUUCAGGUCAUCCAGCUGACCUUUGAGGAGAUAACCCAGCAAGUACUUGCACUCCUGAAACAGGAUUUCUUGUGGUCUAUGGACGACCUGUUUCCUGUCUUCCUCUUUGUUGUUCUGCGUGCACGGAUAAGGAAUCUGGGGUCAGAGGUCAGUCUCAUUGAGGACCUAAUGGAUCCAUGUGUACAACAUGGAGAGCAUGGCAUCAUGUUUACCACACUCAAGGCAUGCUACUAUCAAAUCCAGCACGAGAAGGUCACGUAAUGAUCUCUCCAAACCCAUCUGGUAAGGCAGUGCAAUGACUGACAAACAGACCAGCCAAUAGUGUUCAAGAAACAGACUUGAUGUGUGAGGAGCCAAUCAUGUUCCGAGCCUGGAUCACAUGGCCGGUGAAGGUGAUUCCAUUCGAAUCUGACAUUCUCACAUUCAAACAGUCCCGUUUAUGUGCAAGUCAGACUUUGGUUUGGCAUUUAAUAACAUUUAUUUGUGACAUUUUUGUGUCUUCCUCACUCAAAAAGCCAUCGUUGUGGCAUUUUAACUGCUGCCAUUCCAUCAUGCUAUAGAUGCAUGUACUCAUUGUACUUUUAUUAAAGAGCCUGUACUUCAUUGGCUCAGAAUGUAUGACGUAUAACAGCAUGUCACCUCUCCCUUCAAGCACACACGGGUCGAUCCAGUGUCAGUUGUCGAUUAAUGAUGAAUGAAGUUCAUUAGUGUACUGUAAGCCAUCUGAAAUAAUGGAUGCAAUCUACCUCCAUCUUUGAAGUAAACUACUACAUUUUCCUGAUCGUAUUACAUCAUUCAUGGCAAACAGCACACUGCCAUUGACCUAAAUCAUGAAUAUGCUCACAUUAAGUGAAGAAUUAUGUGCUUCUUGUGCUUGAAUGUCUAUGAAAAGAAACACAAAACGUGGGCUGUAACUUUUAUUGCUGACGUCUGAUCCAUUUUGAGCUUUCUUAACCAACUGUGCAGGGAUGGUGCCCUGCGUUAUUAUGUACAAGUCUUUGUUUACCAGCUUCUUUGUUCAGCCAACUUGAACUUGGUAUUUUAAACGGUUCACACUAAAAAAUAGAAAAGUGUUUGUGGGUCAACACAAUAUUUUUUGUUCUUUCUAUAUGCACUUGCACAAGAGUUUCCAGCAAUUUAUUUUGAUGCACUCUUAAUUAUUCUUGUAGCCUUUAUUUCAGAAAACACUUAAUAUGAUUUCAACGUUUUCUGCAUCCCUGAGUAAUAGUCAAGUUUUUAAGUCACUGGCACACUGGAAAAAAGAAACAAGCCACAAUUUGCAUGGCCAUGCUAAAUUACAAUACAAUUAGUAUUUAUCUUCAUUUAAAUAUUAUUUUCAAGUCCCUUGACGUAGACAAGCACUGUAGUAUUCACUGCUAAAAUCAGUUCUCAUGAAGUGUUCUUAAAAGUGCCUCUGACAGUGUUAUAAAUGUGUGUCUGUCAAUAUAUCUCUUUACCCAGCAAUAGCUUUGAGUUGAGUCACACUUUUUAAAGCUCAAAAGCCUAAUGCAUUAUUUCCUUUAAUUGACAUUGUUUUAUUUAUUUGAUGGUUAGAUCUGUCUGCAGCACAGAUAAUCUGAGCGACAUAGAUAAUCUGCAGGGUAUAUCACGUACGGUACAGCGCACCAGAAGGACAGUGAGUUGGUAAAAAAAAUGCCCAGAAAACCCAUUUCCGAGUAUCAGAGAUCAGGAUUUGGAUGCUUGUGUGAUUGUACGUAAUCGUGCAAACUGUUACGGCGAAGGACUGUUGAUGUUUGCAACCAUUGAGAUGUUGCAUGAAUAUAACGAUUCAUGUUAUGGUUUGUAUUUCCACACCAGUUUUUCUAGGCUGAACCAAGGUGUGCAUAUUAACCUGUGUUUGAAUGUGCGUAUGUGUGCAAGUAUGUGUAAAGUUUUGGUUUUUUGAAGAAUAUUGUAUGUUCAAAUUGUUUUGUUGACAUAAUUGAGAUAGAUGGCAAUAAAACAAUGAUUGGGAAUUAAAA
Pimephales promelas (fathead minnow) is the source of this 7093-nucleotide messenger RNA. It is a transcript of the gene als2b, whose product is annotated as alsin Rho guanine nucleotide exchange factor ALS2 b. NCBI's taxonomy places the organism in Eukaryota, Metazoa, Chordata, Actinopteri, Cypriniformes, Leuciscidae. Gene Ontology annotation, cellular component: centrosome; intracellular membrane-bounded organelle; cytoplasm. Gene Ontology annotation, biological process: endosomal transport; regulation of GTPase activity. The record is from RefSeq and is a predicted model, not a curated record. Gene Ontology annotation, molecular function: guanyl-nucleotide exchange factor activity; small GTPase binding.